CAAACAAAAAAGAGUCGUCCUUUUAGGUAGGCAUUUGGAGAGCAUUCCAGGCUUCAAACUUGGUUUUUAAAUUGAAGUCAUAGUAUUUAUAGUUUGUGUUCCUCAGCUCCCUCGCAUGUGAGCAUAGAAAAUGAGUGGAAAGAGCAACUACAGUAUGCGCGAUGCAUUCCUAUGCAACACAUACAACUACGGAGAUGCUGCGUAUUGGGAUAAUCGAUAUCUGGAAGAAGGAGGAUCCUUCGACUGGUAUCAGCGCUACGCCCAUCUCAGACCCUUUGUUCGUUCCUAUAUUCCUCCUUCCUCCCGCAUUCUCAUGGUUGGCUGCGGGAAUGCAGUUAUGUCAGAAGACAUGGUGAAAGAUGGAUAUGAGGAAAUUAUCAACACUGAUAUCUCAGCAGUUGCUAUACACAUGAUGCAAAAAAAGUAUGAGAAAGUUCCUCAACUCAAAUAUGUUCAAAUUGAUGUACGUGAUAUGAGCUGCUUUUCUAAUGAGUACUUCAAUUCUGUAAUAGACAAAGGCACCCUGGAUUCUCUUAUGUGUGGAGCCAACGCACCAAUCAGUGCUGCUAGGAUGCUGGAAGAAGUGAGCAGAGUACUUAAGCCUGGAGGGGUUUAUAUGCUGAUUACAUAUGGUGAUCCUCGUGUGAGAAUGCCUCACUUGAAUGUGCCAUGCUACAAUUGGACUAUAACACUAUAUGUUAUACCUAGACCAGGAUUUGAAACACCGGAGGGAAGUUCUUCAGAGUCCCAUAUGGAACCUGUUCCUCUCACAGAGGAUGGUAUGCUUCCACGAAACUUUGUACUAGAAGAUCCCGAUUCUCACUAUAUUUAUAUUUGUAAAAAACAUUCCAAAGAUGGGAUCUUCUUCAACUAAUAUAAUGAAAGUUAAUUGUUUAUCAUAAAGUUGUACAUGCACCUAUUGAACUAUGUUUGGGUUGUCACCUUCAGCUAAUCUUUAAAUCUUAGUUGGACAAAACUGUUUUACUGCAUAAAAAUAUUAAACCACUCUUUAAUCUUGUUUUCUUAAAAAUAAGGUUAUCAGUCCUACGAGUGGUACAGGGGUUCUCAUUCUGAUUUAAGUUACUAGUUUACAGUUUAUAUAUCAUGUCUUUAUCCUCGUUUGUUCCAGGGACUCCCUUUAUAUUGUGAAGAUCCAUGAAUGUAUUAAUAUGCCUUAGAUAAUGAAAAGUUGAUAUUCACUUGAAUGAUUGUGAUUUAUUCCUAUGAUAAAAAAUCAACAGAGUACUUCCAGGAUUUAUGGUACAGAAUUUCUUGCCAUACUAUUUUUUCCUGAAUAAAUUAUGUUGAUUCUUUGGUUCUUGUGGGUCCGGGAAAAGGCUUUAGUUAUGCUGGUUCAAGUUGGUAGGAAAACUCACUCAUGCAUAAUGAUAAUGAGAAAUCUUCUGGAAGGGCUUUAUGUGAAUGGCUUGUCAUCAGCCAAUGUAGCAUCUAACUUGCUCACUUUAGAGGCAACUGGGCUAGAAUGCUAAGAUUGAGGAAGGUUAUCCUUAAGGCAAUCAUCUAGCAUCCUUUAAGGACACUUUUUAUGGAGAGGAUCGAACAUGAUUAUUACAUUAUGUUCUGACAUUUAAUUAUGGUCUAAGCCUGUAAAUUCAUCUGUGUCAUAUUUAGCAAAUUGCUACUAAGCAGGGAUUUUUUUCUUUUAGAGGCUUGAGACAAGUGCUGCGGUUUGGAGAAGGCUUGCUGCAUAGAGAGACUUCUAUAGAAUUUACAAACGGUCAAGUAUUUGAUUGUCUUAUCCCCUUAUUCAAUUAUUUUAAAUGUUUUACUAUUUCUCUUGCUGUUAUUAGAUUCUAUACCGUCAAAGCCUCAUGCUACUACCGUUAGUUGGGUGAGGUUUGAACUUUGACACUUUCUGGGAUUGCUUUUGGAUAGUUUGGGCAUGUUCUAAAUGUGUAAUGUUGACUUCGCUUAUCUGAAUACUACUAUUUCUCUUUUGCAUAUAUUCUUAACUUUUUGUUGUUUGGCAUUUUUAAGACAGUGACAGUUUCAGCAUGUGCCAAAAAUAUUGUGUAUGCGCUAUGAAAAACUGGGACCGAUUUUGGUUCUUAUGGUUUAAAUGCCAUUUGAUGCAUUAGUCGAAUUUUGGAUGACACUUGAUGGGUGAGGCUUACAUACUUACAUCAAGUUUUAUGUGACUUUUAAAACCCGAAUAUCAAAGUUAUAUCAAUUUAUUGUAUGCA
Cryptomeria japonica (Japanese cedar) is the source of this 2204-nucleotide messenger RNA. RefSeq lists its product as uncharacterized. Gene Ontology annotation, molecular function: S-adenosylmethionine-dependent methyltransferase activity. Bases 131 to 874 code for a protein of 247 amino acids. The record is from RefSeq and is a predicted model, not a curated record. The transcript has 8 exons. Lineage: Eukaryota; Viridiplantae; Streptophyta; Pinopsida; Cupressales; Cupressaceae.